Adineta ricciae is the source of this 1317-nucleotide messenger RNA. Lineage: Eukaryota; Metazoa; Rotifera; Eurotatoria; Adinetida; Adinetidae. The record is from the annotation of a GenBank genome assembly.
AUGGCAUAUAAAAAUCUUACAUUCGAUACCCAAUGGAUUUGGCAAACAAAUUUGAAUUCAUUUUCUCCAUCUGAACAAAAAGAACGGAGUCAUUAUUCCAAACGAUUCUCUGAAAUAAUUGAAAAACCGAAUGAAAACAAAGAACAUUAUUUACCUUUCUCGGAUCAGACUGCAGAUUUAAGAGAAGGUAUACAGAAUAACAAGAAUGAUUCAUCAAAAACAAGAUCUGGAAAACAAGAUGAGAUUAAGAAAGAGUCAUCACUUCAAUUGAAAGAAAAACUCGGUGAAGGAGGAUUUGGUAUCGUUUAUAAAGCUAUUUAUCAUGGAUCGGAAAUAGCUUGUAAAGUGGUUGAUUCCCGAUUAUCAAAAAGAACGACAAAAGAAAUAAAUAUUCUUCAAAAACUUCAUCAUUCAAAUAUUGUUCAAUAUAUUGAUGUGAUUUAUACAUCAAAACAAACCUUUAUUAUUAUGGAAUAUAUUAACGGAGGUACUUUGUACGAUUAUAUUAGAAACACAGCAUAUUCAAAUCAGUAUUGGACAAAUACUCAUACAAUGAUGAUCAACAUUGCCUAUGCAAUGAAUUAUUUACAUGAAAAAAAUAUUGUUCAUGCUGAUUUAAAAUCUGAUAAUAUUCUAUUAAGAUCCAAUAAUAUUGCAGUUCUUUCUGAUUUUGGUCUUUCAAAGAUUAUUAAAGAUACACAAAUACUAUCAUCUACUUAUGGAAAUACAGGUGCGUUAAGAUGGCUUUCACCUGAACUUUGUGCUCACAAUCGAGAGCGACCUUCAUAUUUAUCCGAUGUUUGGGCUUAUGGAUGUGUUUUAUUGGAAAUAAUAACAAAGAAAGUACCUUGGGAAGCUAUCUUUGAAAACAGUUAUGAUCUUAUCGACGCUCUUGCUCAUGCGAAAAAUGUCAAAAUAUUUGAAAAGUUCUUCUUUAAUCUUAAAGCACCAGAUCAUUUUCAUAAAAUGCUUCGUUCUUGUUGUGCUUGGUCAAAAUAUGAUCGACCGAAUUUCGUAAAAAUCAUCCGAGAUUUUCAAGAAUCCACAAAUACGACUAAUAUUAUUCCCAUUCAAACCAAUAUAACUUUGCAUAAACCUCGAGUUUCAAAUGUUCAACAACAUCCAUCUUCACGAAAAAAUCAUUAUCAACAACAAAAAUAUUCUUUAAAUAAAACUUUAUACAAAUUAGAAGAAGAUGCUACGCGUUAUCCAAGGUGCACCAGAAAGACAUCACAUUGUAUAGCUUCACGAAACAUGUCCGAUGACGACGACGACGACGAUAAUGAUGAUGAUGAUGAUGACGAGGAUCUUUUUUAA